UUCUGAUUGCGUCAGGAACACGGAAGUAGAGUGUCCCUGUGAUGUGACGUGAACAAGAUGAUCGCGGAUCUGUUAAUAUUCGGGACUUUACUGGUGAAUGCAGGGGCGGUGCUGAAUUUUAAGCUAAAGAGGAAGGAGACGCAGGGAUUUGGAGAUGAUUCCGGAGCUCCAACAACAGGUGACAAUAUCAGAGAAUUCCUGCUUAGUUUGCGAUACUUUCGGAUCUUCAUCGCUCUGUGGAAUAUCUUCAUCAUGUUCUGCAUGAUCUUACUGUUUGGAUCAUGAUCAAAUUGUGCGAUGAGUGGACCUCCACUUGGAUGUUCACUUUUCAAGCUACAAACUUCUCUGAUUAGACUUUUCUGCUAUUCUGGUCAUUUUAACUGCAGCUAUGCUCCAUUUUGUAUAUAUGAAAAUAAUAACUUUUUUCAGGCUGUCAGGACAUAAUGAGUCAUUGCAUCUUUACCCUCUUAAUUUCAGCUGUCCCAUCUUUGUUUUCCUGGGCUUUGUUACAGAGCAUGAGCUGUCUUGGGUUUGCCACAUAUAAACGUGGUUAUUCUACCAAUAUUAGAAACAUCCUUUAUUUUUCCUUUUGCCUGCAUAUCAGUCGCUUCAGCUGGAUUAAAUACUGACACCACAUCAAUGUUUGUCCCUUCAGAAUUUCUGCAUCGCUAACAUAAAUGAAACAUUUUAGAAACGUCUUGUUUUAUUCAUCAGUUCCUGUAUGUGUUCUGUGCUGCCUCUUAAAUUAAAAUUUCCUUUAUUGUGGGACAUAUGUACUGUAAGUUGAUAUAAAUGCACUCUAUUGUAAAUGUGUUCUUAUUCAUAAUAAAAUGAUCAUUUUUUUCUUA
This is a messenger RNA of Melanotaenia boesemani (Boeseman's rainbowfish), 848 nucleotides long. RefSeq names its product small integral membrane protein 7 (gene smim7). The transcript is spliced from 5 exons. The record is from RefSeq and is a predicted model, not a curated record. Lineage: Eukaryota; Metazoa; Chordata; Actinopteri; Atheriniformes; Melanotaeniidae. The coding region runs from base 58 to 285 and encodes 75 amino acids.